Molecule: messenger RNA, 924 nt
Organism: Stegastes partitus (bicolor damselfish)
Lineage: Eukaryota; Metazoa; Chordata; Actinopteri; Pomacentridae
Gene: gem
Product: GTP binding protein overexpressed in skeletal muscle
Exons: 4
Coding region: 1-924 (307 amino acids)
Biological process (GO): negative regulation of high voltage-gated calcium channel activity
Cellular component (GO): plasma membrane
Molecular function (GO): GTPase activity; GTP binding; calcium channel regulator activity
Source: RefSeq, a predicted model, not a curated record
AUGCUAUCCAGUGUGCGCCGCCACAGCCUCCGCCUGCAGACCGAGCUCCACCGCUGGAGCAUCUGCGACCCGGGCAGCCACCUGCUCCCGGACAGCCUCCUGGCGCGCGUCCCCGCCUGCAUCUCCCGCUCCAAGUCCUGCAACAGCUCCGCCGGGGAGUCGGAUGGAAGCCGCGGCAGCUGGUCCUCCUCGGACUCGGUCAUCUCCACCGACUCCUCCGGGGAUGCGGCGGAUCCCGGGAGCCCGUACCGGGUGGUGCUGCUGGGGGCCAGCGGGGUCGGUAAGACGGCCUUCGCCAGCAUCUUCGCCGGGGCGGCGGACAGUAUGGACAGCGACGACUGCGAGCUGUGUGGAGAUGAAGUGUGUGAAAAGGAAAUUGAAGUGGACGGAGAGCCCGUCACGAUAACUCUGCUCGACACUUGGGAUGCAGAGCCUGAUAAUGAAUGGGCCCAGGAGCGCUACAUGCAGACAGGCGAUGCCUACCUGCUGCUGUACUCCAUAACCGACCGGACCUCCUUCCUCAGAGCCUCCGAGCUGCGGAUAAGCCUCCGUCGCUUCCACCCUGCCCACCACACGCCCAUCAUCCUGGUGGGGAACAAGUGUGACCUGGUGCGACGCAGAGAGGUGUCAGUUAGUGAGGGUCGUGCUUGCGCCGCUGUGUUUGACUGCAAGUUCAUCGAGACGUCGGCCGCCAUGCAGCACAACGUCUGGCAGGCCUUCCACGGCAUUGUGCGACAGCUGCGUCUUCGCCGAGACUCCAAAGAAGCCAACAAACGUCGCAGGCACAUAAACACGCGCAACGGUCGACGCGAGAGCCUCCCCACAAAGGCCAAACGCUUCCUGGACAAGAUUGUAGCGAAGAACAACCCCAGUGUGGCGUUCUGGCUAAAAUCCAAAUCCUGCCACGAUCUCUCCGUGCUGUAG